Messenger RNA from Ipomoea triloba (trilobed morning glory), 2247 nucleotides. RefSeq names its product sterol 3-beta-glucosyltransferase UGT80A2-like. The record is from RefSeq and is a predicted model, not a curated record. Gene Ontology annotation, molecular function: UDP-glycosyltransferase activity; hexosyltransferase activity. The transcript has 14 exons. Bases 251 to 2050 code for a protein of 599 amino acids. Lineage: Eukaryota; Viridiplantae; Streptophyta; Magnoliopsida; Solanales; Convolvulaceae. Gene Ontology annotation, biological process: carbohydrate metabolic process.
ACUUCUAACGGUUCCAUUUCUCGCCGCGAAAAAGCGCUUUCGUUCUCCUCUUCUCUCGGUCCCGGCUACGAACCUAUUAAAGCAGCGGAGAAAUCCUUUCCUCUAUUUUUCUUCCACCUAAGUUCUCCUAAUCUUCUUACCUAUUCAACCAGCCAUUCACCCUCAUUUCACGCCUAAUUUCUUCCAUUUUACUCUCUUUCUUUCCGAUUCCGAAGAAUCGCCAUCUAUUUCUCCGUUUCCGCAUUCAGCAAUGGAACACUCACCGGGUAAGGAUCGCCGUGCUCGGAGCUCCGGCAGCUCCGACGAGGCAUCCGUGGACUUGGGAGCAGAAUCACAUUCAGAAAGCGGGGAUUCAAACGGAAGCGAAUGCGGAUCGCCGCCGCACAGCGCCGUAGAUGAUGAUUCAACAGAUCCUGUGACCCCUUCAGCUCAGCACGAUAAAACCGAGACAGGCAGACAACACUCUCUGACAUUGCUAAUGUCAAGAUUUUUUGAUGAAAAUGUCUCGAUUAGGAAGAAGCACAAAUUGUUGGAAAAGCUUACUACCAUUCAAGAUGAUGGAACUGUACAAUUUGAAGUUCCAGGAGAUAUUAAACCUGAACACUUUGAUGUUGAUACUGGCAUUGUUGACAAUGGAACUACAGAGGAACACGCUAAUGAUGGAGAAGAUAUUCAAGACUUGCAUCCACUCCAAAUUGUUAUGCUAAUUGUUGGAACCAGAGGAGAUGUACAACCAUUUGUUGCUAUUGGGAAAAAAUUACAGGAAUAUGGUCAUAGGGUGAGAUUGGCUACACACUCCAAUUUUAAAGAGUUUGUUUUGGAUUCUGGGUUGGAGUUUUAUCCUCUUGGUGGGGAUCCAAAAGUCCUUGCUGCUUAUAUGGUAAAAAAUAAAGGUUUCUUGCCAUCUGGGACUUCUGAAAUACAUAUUCAACGAAAUCAGAUAAAAGAUAUUGUAUUCUCCUUACUUCCGGCAUGCACAGAUCCCGAUCCAGAAUCUAAUGCUCCAUUCAAAGUAGAUGCCAUCAUUGCCAACCCUCCAGCAUAUGGGCAUACUCAUGUUGCAAUGGCCCUUAAAGUACCACUACAUAUAUUUUUUACAAUGCCAUGGACGCCAACAAGUGAAUUCCCGCAUCCUCUCUCUCGUGUUAAGCAAUCAGUUGGAUACAAACUAUCAUAUCAAAUUGUUGAUUCAUUAAUAUGGCUUGGCAUACGGGAUGUGAUAAAUGAUUUCAGGAGGAAAAAGUUGAAACUAAGGCGGUUUACAUAUUUGACUAAUUCUUUCAGUUCACCUGAGACCCCUUAUGGAUAUAUCUGGAGUCCAAACCUUGUUCAUAAACCCAAAGAUUGGGGUCCCAGAACUGAUGUUGUUGGGUUCUGUUUCCUAGACCUUGCUUCUAAUUAUGUUCCACCAGAAUCACUUGUAAAAUGGCUUGAAAAUGGCCAAAAGCCCAUCUAUAUUGGCUUUGGCAGCCUUCCUGUUGAAGAACCAGAAAAAAUGACUCAGAUAAUUGUUGAAGCAUUGGAAAUUACGGGGCAGAGAGGCAUAAUUAACAAAGGGUGGGGUGGCCUUGGGAACUUGAAGGAGCCAAAGGAUAAUGUGUAUUUGUUGGAUAAUUGCCCUCAUGAUUGGUUGUUUUUGCAAUGUGCUGCAGUGGUGCAUCACGGGGGCGCAGGAACAACUGCUGCUGGCCUUAGAGCUGCGUGCCCGACAACUGUGGUACCUUUCUUUGGUGACCAACCUUUUUGGGGUGAUCGUGUACAUGCUAGGGGAGUAGGUCCUGCACCUAUUCCUGUAGAUGAGUUUUCACUUGACAAGCUUGUUGCUGCCAUUCAGUUCAUGCUAGAUCCCAAGGUGAAAGAGCGCGCUAUUCAACUGUCAAAUGCCAUGAAAAACGAGGAUGGGGUAACAGGAGCAGUAAAAGCUUUCUACAAACAUUUUCCUCGCAAGAACCUUGAGCCAGAAACUAAAAUAGUUCCUCAUCGUCGUCAUCACAGUAUGUUCUCUAUAAGGCAAUGCUUUACGCCGCCUACUGGUUCUGUGAAAGAAUAAAACUAAGUGGCACAAUCUUUUGAAGAUAGCCUACCCACAUAUAUGGAAUGAAAAUUUGCUUGCCAUUAUGUUGCUGUAUAGACACGCUAAGCAUUGUUGUAUGUACCAUGCUACAAAAAUCUUUUCAAAUUCAGUGUAUUAUAGUUAUUGGUAACUUUAAUCAACUCGGAUGUGAGCCGAUGGUUUUUAUUGCCAAA